AUAGAACAUCUUCGGGAGAGCGGGUAAGUUUUAUGAUUUUUCUCCAAUUAUUUCCUUGAAGAACCUUAAAAAUCACACAAAGAAGGAUACAAAGAUAAUAAGAACGUGAUAUUUAAUAUCUUUAUUCGAAUUCUCAAUGAAUGUUAUGCGAAAAACAUAAACAUUGAAGUAAACAAAAUUAUUGAGAACACUCAAAUUGAGGUUAUGGACAAAUUGCCGACGGUUUUCUGCAGAAUUCCUGCAUGAAUCGGCGUUUUUUUGUUCAAUGGGAAUAUGCGUGUGGAUUGUCUUGUCAUUGUCAAGUAAAUUUUGCAAAUAAGCAGCGGAGAGCGAGGUUAAAUAACCCGCAAUUAGUCAACAUUAGUGCAUUUUGUAGUCCGGUGCACCCCCAAGUAGUGUCUCAAGUGAAUGGUGGUGCUGUUUGUGUGCUAUUAAAUCGCUUUCCGGAACGUGUGUGUGGCCCCACAAAUUUAUCUUCAUUUCCGGACGCAGCCGCGUGGCUGAGUUUGUGUGUGCUGCUUCUCAGGCUCUCCGUGUGCUCUUCUUGAGAGUGACUCUUACAUUGAAUCCCCGUGGUGGACCUUGACAGGGGCCCUGUCAUUGCAGGAUGCUAAUCACAAUAAAGACGCUGCAGCAGCAAACGUUUCAGAUAGAGUUCGAUGACACGCAGACGGUGCGACAAUUGAAGGAGAAGAUUGAAGCGGAACGUGGGAAGGAUUAUCCUGUGGAUGGGCAACUACUCAUCUAUGGGGGUGUAAUGUUGGAGAAUAGCCAAACAGUUGCAUCGUACAAUGUGGAGGAGAAGAAAUUUGUCGUUUUGAUGCAACAGAAGGCAAAGCAGCAGCAGCAGCAGCAACCCAAGGAAACUGAAGAGGUGGCAGCUGAGGGUUCGGCAGAGCUAACAAAGGAAGCUGCCAAGAUGACUAUUGGACAGUCCGAGGGGGAAGCAGCAGCACCCAAGGAGACACCCAAGGAGGAGGCACCACCCCCACCGGUGCCACAGAGUGCCCAGCAGGCGGCUGAAUCGCGUCUCCUGAUGGGCGAUGAGUAUGGGAAGAUGGUGGAGAACCUCGUUGAGAUGGGCUAUACGCACGAUCAGGUGCACAAAGCCCUCCAGGCGAGCUUCAAUAAUCCCGAAAGGGCUGUCGAAUACCUCAUUUCGGGGAUUCCGGAAACAGCUGCUGCCGGUGGGAUGGAGAACAUUGGGGCAACGGAAGGUGUCCAAGGGGCCCCCGGGGAGUUUAUUCAAGUACCCCGUGAGGGUGCUUCAACGGGUGGGGAUCCGUUGGAUUUUUUGCGGCAACAACCGCAAUUCCAUCAGAUGCGCUACCUCAUUCAGCAGAAUCCGAGCUUCCUGCAUGCCCUCCUGCAGCAAGUGGGUCAAUCCAAUCCAGCCCUUUUGCGACUCAUCUCGGAGAAUCAGGAAACCUUUGUAAAUAUGCUCAAUGAGCCAUACGAUCCGGACAAUCAUCCCGCAGCCACAGUCGGCUCUGGUGUUCUCCAGGACACGGAGGAGCGUCCACAGCCGCAGGGGGAGAGUGCUGGGGAGGGUGAGGAAGCCGGUGAGGCAGCUGCAAAUCCCGCAGGUGCCCCCCUCGAAGCAAAUCCCUACAAUCUUACACCCGAAGACAUCGCAGCGAUUGAAAGACUGAAGGAAUUAGGAUUCUCUGAGCAAGAAGUCAUUGAAGCAUACCUGGCGUGUGGAAAGAACGAAAAUGUUGCAGCGAAUUUUCUCUUCUCUUAAUGCCCUCCUCCGCCCCAAAUUUCAAUUUGAUAAUGAACAAGCGUUAAUCCUCAAACAACAACUACAUGCCUCCCUGUGCUGAUUCCCUGGAAAAGCAUGGCCGUUUCUUCAUUAUUCCUUCUUCUUCUUUUUUUUGUCAAGAAUCCUUAAGUUUUUUUUUCCAUAAUUUUGUUCGGUGCCUUUGGGGAAGGGCACAGGAAGGUAAAAAAAAAUAGUGUUAAAACGGAAGUGAAAAUAAUAAAAAUAAAAAAAAAGAAAAAGCAUUAAAAAA
Molecule: messenger RNA, 2015 nt
Organism: Lutzomyia longipalpis
Lineage: Eukaryota; Metazoa; Arthropoda; Insecta; Diptera; Psychodidae
Product: UV excision repair protein RAD23 homolog A-like
Exons: 3
Coding region: 608-1744 (378 amino acids)
Biological process (GO): proteasome-mediated ubiquitin-dependent protein catabolic process; nucleotide-excision repair
Cellular component (GO): nucleoplasm; cytosol
Molecular function (GO): polyubiquitin modification-dependent protein binding; proteasome binding; ubiquitin binding
Source: RefSeq, a predicted model, not a curated record